UCCCUCCCUCCCUCCUCCCCUCCCUCCCUCUUCCCCUCCCUCCCCGCGCCGCUCGCAGCCGCAGCCCCCGGACCCGGAGGAUUAUGAGCGAACCAUGAGGCGGCUGCGGCGCUGGGCGAUCGCGGCUCUGCUGCUGCUGCUCCCCCCUCCCGGUCUUGGGGCCCUGGGUCCCAGCGGAGCGCUGCACUGGAGGAGCUCAGCCCAGCUGGGGAGCCCAGGGGAUCCAGAGGGCCCUGAGGUCACAGAGCCCAGCAGGCUGGUCAGGGAGAGCUCCGGGGGAGAGGUCCGAAAGCAGCAGCUGGACACCAGGGUCCGCCAAGAUCCGCCCAGGGGGACGCCGGUGCACCUGGCCCAAGUGAGUUUUGUCAUCCCGGCCUUCAACUCAAACUUCACGUUGGACCUGGAGCUGAACCAUCAUCUCCUGUCCUCGCAGUAUGUGGAACGCCAUUUCAGCCGGGAGGGGACAACCCAGCACAGCACAGGGGCCGGAGACCACUGCUAUUACCACGGGAAACUCCGGGGCAAUCCACACUCUUUAGCUGCACUCUCCACCUGCCAGGGGCUGCAUGGGGCCUUCUCUGAUGGGAACCUGACUUACAUCAUAGAGCCCAAGGAGAUGGCUGGGCCUUGGGGACUCCCACAGGGACCCCUCCCCCAUCUCAUUUACCGGACCCCUCUCCUCCCAGCCCCCCUUGGCUGCAGGGAACCAGGCUGCCUGUUCGCCCAGUCUGCUCCUCCCAACUUGCCCAGGCUGAGAAGGAAAAGGCAGGUCCGCAGGGGCCACCCCACAGUGCACAGCGAGACCAAGUAUGUAGAGUUGAUUGUGAUCAACGACCACCAGCUAUUCGAGCAAAUGCGGCAGUCAGUGGUCCUCACCAGCAACUUUGCGAAGUCAGUUGUGAACCUGGCAGACGUGAUAUACAAGGAGCAGCUCAACACCAGGAUUGUGCUAGUUGCCAUGGAAACGUGGGCAGAUGGGGACAAGAUUCAGGUGCAGGAUGACCUACUGGAGACCCUGGCCCGGCUUAUGGUCUACCGGCGGGAGGGUCUGCCUGAGCCCAGCGAUGCCACCCACCUUUUCUCGGGUAGAACCUUCCAGAGCACCAGUAGUGGGGCGGCCUACGUAGGGGGCAUCUGCUCGCUGUCCCGGGGUGGAGGUGUGAAUGAGUAUGGCAACAUGGGUGCCAUGGCGGUGACCCUGGCCCAGACGCUAGGGCAGAACUUGGGCAUGAUGUGGAAUAAACACCGGAGCUCAGCAGGGGACUGCAAGUGUCCGGACAUCUGGCUGGGCUGCAUCAUGGAGGACACUGGGUUCUACUUGCCCCGCAAGUUCUCGCGCUGCAGCAUCGACGAAUACAACCAGUUCCUGCAGGAGGGAGGCGGGAGCUGCCUGUUCAACAAGCCCCUCAAGCUCCUGGACCCUCCCGAGUGCGGGAACGGCUUCGUGGAGGCGGGGGAGGAGUGCGACUGUGGUUCGGUGCAGGAGUGCAGCCGGGCGGGUGGCAACUGUUGCAAGAAAUGCACCCUGACUCAUGACGCGAUGUGCAGCGACGGGCUGUGUUGUCGCCGCUGCAAGUACGAGCCACGAGGCGUCUCCUGCCGGGAAGCGGUUAAUGAGUGUGACAUCGCGGAGACAUGCACCGGCGACUCGAGCCAGUGUCCCCCUAACCUUCACAAGCUGGACGGCUACUACUGUGAUCAUGAGCAGGGCCGUUGCUACGGAGGCCGCUGCAAAACCCGGGAUCGGCAGUGCCAAGCCCUUUGGGGCCAUGUGGCUGCGGAUCGUUUCUGCUAUGAGAAGCUGAACGUGGAGGGGACAGAGCGUGGGAACUGUGGGCGCAAGGGAUCCGGCUGGGUCCAGUGCAAUAAGCAGGAUGUGCUCUGUGGCUUCCUCCUAUGCGUCAACAUCUCCGGAGCUCCUCGGCUCGGGGACCUGGGGGGGGACAUCAGCAGUGUCACCUUCUACCACCAGGGCAAAGAGCUGGACUGCAGGGGAGGCCACGUGCAGCUGGCUGAUGGCUCAGACCUGAGCUACGUGGAGGACGGCACUGCCUGCGGGCCCAACAUGUUGUGCCUGGAUCACCGCUGCCUGCCGGCCUCCGCCUUCAACUUCAGCACCUGCCCGGGCAGCGGAGAGCGCCGGAUCUGCUCCCACCAUGGGGUUUGCAGCAAUGAAGGGAAGUGCAUCUGUCAGCCAGACUGGACAGGCAAAGACUGCAGUAUUCACAACCCCCUGCCCACUUCCCCUCCCACCGGGGAGACCGAGAGAUACAAAGAAACAUCCGUCGUGGAAGGUCCGGAGGGGCCUAAGUGCCACCCUGCUCCCUCCAAGCCUGGCACCCACCAUCUCGGCCCUGAACCACGAGGCUGCCUCCACCCUGCUACAGAGGGAGGCACCGUGCAAAUGUCUUCCAGGUCCAAACCCUUCAACUCCUGGCUGCCCAGGGGUUGGGGGUUGGGACUAUGGCCUCAUCUUUCAGACCACCUGGGUGGAGGGGCCUGGAGGAGGGCAGCUCCUGCCCAGUUCCCCACGCCCCCUCAUGCAGCUUUGGCCUUGCACACACUCUCCCCUCCCCCCACACACACCGUGAAUGUAGCUUCCAUCAUCACAGACUGCCACAGCUCAAGUUGGGGCCUGGAGCGGUGCCUGGUGGGGGCAAGUAGCCACCAGUGGACACAGCUGGGUGGCCCCUCUUUAAAACCUGGCAGCUGGAGCCAGGGUGAUAGCUCCCUGGACCUCACGGGAGGGGGCUGACGUACACUUUUUUCUCUUUCUUUUCUUUUUUCUUUUUUAACUGAAUCUUAACUGAUGAAUGUAACCUUUGGGUUGCUGGGACCAGGGGGAAGUUGGAGGGGUGUUUUGACACUUACAGGAGGGCCUGGGGGGGCGGGGAUCUGAGGCCUUGAGACCUCCCAGACCCCUCCCUGGGAGGCCCACCCUGGAAUCUUGUCAGGGAACCCAGCGGUGGCAUGGCAGGGCGGCCCUGCUUGCCCUGCCCCACCCAGCUUAGAAGAAGUCAGAGUGCUGAUUCAAACCAAAGCUGCCUGUCCCAUGCCCACUGCCCGAGGCUCACGGGUGCCGUGACCCUCUCUGUCCAGAACUGUCUUCAGUUCCAAGCCGAUCGUCCUGUCCCUGCCAGGGCGCAUGCACUUGGGGGCAUAGAAAAUACAGUCCCUAAAAUAAAAUGGCACCUUUCCCCCCCUUUCAAGAAAGGCGACUACUCCGGGGCUGUCUCAGGGUUCAGGUGCCCCCUGGUAUGGCCUGGCUGUUCCAGGGCAGGCUGUCUUCCCAGGGAGGACUCUGGGUAGGGAGAGCCAGGGGUAGCCCUGUGCCUCAGGGUUAGCGCCUGUGAAGUGUAUGAGGAGACUGGGAAAGGGCAGGCCUCGAGGGCGGUGGUAGGCCACUAGGAAAAUCCUCAAGCUCCCCACCAACCCCCCACCCCCAUCCAAACCUUUCACCACCCGCACUCUAGGGCUGAAUAGUAAGUUUACAGUUGUCCCUCUGUCUGCCCUGUUGCCGGCUUGAGGGCUGGACCGAGGCUGGCAGAGCUGCUCAGCCCUCCCACGCAGUCCGGCAUGGCCUGCCUUCACAGCCCUAUGUGAGGCAGACCAGCUCUGGCUCCUUGCCCUAAGAGCCAGCUGGCGGGGCAAGAUGGAGCAGGCUCCCUUAUGGAUGAAAGCCACAAAUGAAAGGAACCCCCUUCUUGGGGACACCCCACUCAGGCUAAGGAGUGGCUCUGGACAUCCCAGGGCCAGAGCUGCCCAUUCGUGUUCCUCCUGUUUCUGAGGCACCUUUGAGGAAGGCUCACGGAGGCUCCUGUUAUAUCUAAACCACCCCAGCGGCACCCUGGAGCCGAGGGCCCAUUGGUAGCUUUUGGGGUGGCCAGAUGGUGUCGGCUACAGUGGGCUCCUCAGCACUGAGCCCCAGCUGGCACUGUCCUAGUGACAACAGGACAGACUAAGGCCACCAGCCCCACUAGCUGAGGACAGGAGAAAGGCUGGAUUUUGUAUCGUUGCUGGAAUGCCUUGAGACCUCCACUAGGUGGCACCUGGGCACACAGGUGGCAGUGCACCUGGGCACAGACAUGUGAACCCACACACCUCUGCAGCACUGUGAAGGCCUCUGCAUACCAGAGCGCGUCCACCGUGUCCUUGGUGGAAACAUGAAGAACACAAGACUUCCUGUGACCAGUUCCACCGUGGUCCCCAACUUCCUGCACCCUCCUGCCCCACCCCAGCAGUGCCUGGCCUGGCAGCACCCAGGAAGGAAAAGAGAGAGGGGUUGCGUUCACCUGGCCUGGACCUGGGUCCCUGUGCAUCCUGUAAAUAUGUCACCUGGGCUGGGGUGGGGAGGCAGGGCCAGGGGCCCACAUUAAAGAUUAAAGAUCACGUUCUGGGCUUCCAUGGAGCUCACACCAAA
Molecule: messenger RNA, 4420 nt
Organism: Meriones unguiculatus (Mongolian gerbil)
Lineage: Eukaryota; Metazoa; Chordata; Mammalia; Rodentia; Muridae
Gene: Adam11
Product: ADAM metallopeptidase domain 11
Exons: 26
Coding region: 95-2755 (886 amino acids)
Biological process (GO): proteolysis
Molecular function (GO): metalloendopeptidase activity
Source: RefSeq, a predicted model, not a curated record